This is a messenger RNA of Glarea lozoyensis ATCC 20868, 1116 nucleotides long. RefSeq lists its product as uncharacterized. Bases 1 to 1116 code for a protein of 371 amino acids. Lineage: Eukaryota; Fungi; Ascomycota; Leotiomycetes; Helotiales; Helotiaceae. The record is from RefSeq and is a predicted model, not a curated record. The transcript is spliced from 2 exons.
AUGUCGUCCUCUCAGACUCCCCAAACCCUCCACCGCUUCUUGGAUCUCCCGUCAGAGCUUCAAGAUCAAAUCUGGGCCCUAGCGAUUGAGGCGGAGAACAAAAUAAUCGAGAUUAAACACUAUGACUUUCUGCAUUACCGUAACGGUCGGCGCGUACCCGAUAGCGAAGCUGCCAAAGAAAAGGAAAUAUACCGGCACAACACUACAUCCAGCGAUAGAAGAAGGCUCUUCAAUGCUUCUAAAGGGUCAAGGAAAGUUCUCCAGGAAAAGUAUGAUGUUCAGCGUCUCAAAGUCAUGUACAAACGGAGCGUCUAUUUUAUACCUAGACUCGAUACGAUAUAUUUUGGCCCGUCGUCAUAUGUAGCUUCGUGGAAUUGGCCAUGGGUAGACUCUCUCGAUGCACGAGAUGACACAUAUUGUGGGUAUGACAGGUUCGGAGCCAACAUCUUAGCUACACCCCCCUCGGGUUUGGCACCCUUGGGAGAAUUUGCAUGGGGCUGGCACCCUUUGAUGAUGUCUCGUGAAUACAAAGCUGAAAGAAUGAAGAUUCAAAAUGUUGCCGUUGAAUUGAACUUCUGGUUAGGAACGCAAGCCCACGAUGACGAAGCCUACCUCGUCAACGAAUUUCCCAACAUAAGAAGAUUCACAGUUACCACCGGGGAUCUGGGAGAGAGGGCUACAUCUUUUGAUAGUGGUUAUUGGGGGAAAUUCCAAUUCUGCAUGCAAAACCUUCGAUUAGUACCAUGCUGUCACAUGUUUGGACAAAACCUCGCGAGCUUACCUGCUUUUUACAGCGCUCGCGGCAGAAAAAUGGAAGCUCAUCUCGGGGAUAUUACGUUCAAAUCCAAAUGCGUUCCGAUCGAUUUCACCCCUAUCCGAGACGUUGCGUAUGAUCGCAAAUAUCCCAGGGAACUUCGUGAGCGUUUGAGAAAUACCUUGUUCCAAACUAGGCUUGUCGAACGUGGUGGUGUCUAUUACGGCCAUGAUUCCAGGAUCAAGCUUCGACCUGGUGAUUGGGGGUGUCCAGAGAUUCAUAGGCCGCAGGAUGAAGAUGGUCCGCUUUGCGUGAACAGGAGUGGAUGGACGAGAACCGUUGAGGCCUUGGUUGAUUACUAG